This is a messenger RNA of Scomber japonicus (chub mackerel), 2155 nucleotides long. RefSeq names its product zinc finger and BTB domain containing 16b (gene zbtb16b). The transcript is spliced from 7 exons. Lineage: Eukaryota; Metazoa; Chordata; Actinopteri; Scombriformes; Scombridae. The coding region runs from base 199 to 2130 and encodes 643 amino acids. Gene Ontology annotation, molecular function: protein binding. The record is from RefSeq and is a predicted model, not a curated record. Gene Ontology annotation, biological process: negative regulation of transcription by RNA polymerase II; regulation of immune system process; regulation of cytokine production.
GAUUUGCUUACUCGGAGCAGGACUGAGUUUGGAGCGGGUACUGUGAAAUGUGUAACCAUGAUGUUGCCUGGAUAAUCAGCGGAGGACGUUAGAAAACAAGAGACCUACAACCAGCUGAAGGCAAGUGAAGCAGGCAGGACAAGCCACACCUCAUGCGUGGGUUCAGCAAAGGUGCGAGUGGAUACGGAUCUGACAAACAUGGGUGUGCUCCAGCUCCACAAUCCCACUCACCCCAGCACACUUCUGCAGAAGGCCAAUCAGAUGCGUCUGACCGGCACCUUGUGUGAUGUCAUCAUCACCGUGGACGGCCAGGAGUUCCCGGCGCACCGCACCGUCCUGGCCUGCACCAGCAAAAUGUUCGAGAUCUUGUUCCACCGCAGCAGCCUGCGCUACGCACUGGACUUCCUGUCCCCCAAAACCUUCCAGCAGAUCCUGGAGUAUGCUUACACCGCCUCCCUUCAGGCCACAGCGGAGGAUCUUGAUGACCUGCUGUACGCCGCUGAGAUCCUGGAGAUAGAGUACCUGGAGGAGCAGUGUCUGAAGGUGCUGGAGACCAUCCAGGCCGAGGAGAGCGAGGACGUGUCGGUGAGGAAUAACAGCUCCGGAGACCACAGUGACCACAGCCGGGCCAGGCACUGGAGGCACAUGUUGAUGUCCAAGAAGCAUUCCAUACAGGAUGGACCCAUCCGCACCACUCCCACUGCCCUACACCACCUGGCGCUGUACCACAUGACGGAGAGGAGCUCUCCUGGUGUUGAGCCGGACGCGGCUCCUGAAUCAAGCCCCAAGCUGGACACAGAGGUCAACAUGGAGAGUUCCCAGCAGCCUCAGCACCUCAGUGCAGAGUUAUCCCAGGUCUCAUCCCUGGAUCCUGCCAGAAGUAUAAAGUCAGAAAAUAUGCAGGUGGAUGAUGCCAACGGCUGUGAGGGCAGGUCCUCCAGUGCAGGGGAAGGAAGCUGCAUGUCAGAUCAGCCCAGAGACGAAGGCCCGGGUACACCUCUGAGAAGCAGCGUGAUCACCAGCGCCCGAGAGCUGCAUACAGGCCCGGAGGACGGAGCACAAGUGGUGGGAAACACUCUUGACUCUUUCCCCGGGAUUGCCGAGAAACAUCUGGCCUCCAUAUACUCUGUGCCCUCCAACCACACAGGGGAGGGGAUGAUGCCAGUGUCUGUGUCAGUGACCCCGUCCCUGGGUGUGCCACUGGACCCGAGGGCCUACAGCGGCCUGCUGCACCAAGGGUUGCUGCACAGGGAGCUCCUCAGCAGGCUGGGCCAGUUUGCAGCCGGGAUGAGGCACGAGAGCCAGGCUCAAAGCCAGCAGUGUUGUGGUGAAUGUGGGCUUCAGCUGCACAGCAGACAGGCCAUGGAGCAGCACAGGAGGCUGCAUAAUGAGGAGAAGGGCCAUGGCUGCGAAUACUGUGGCAAACACUUCCAGGACAGCAUGCGUCUAAGGAUGCACAUGCUGUCUCACACAGCUCCUGCAGAGGCGCUGGUGUGUGAUCAGUGCGGAGCAACAUUCUCCUCAGAGGAUGCUCUGGAAGCCCACAGGCAAACACACACAGGGACUGACAUGGCGGUGUUCUGUCUGCUGUGUGCAAAGCGCUUCCAGACCCAGAAGGCCCUGCAGCAGCACAUGGAGGUCCAUGCAGGCAUGCACAGCUACAUCUGUAGCCACUGUGAGCGCCCCUUCCCAAGCCACACCACACUCAAACGACACUUGCGCUCUCAUUCGGGCGAUCACCCGUUUGAGUGUGAAUUCUGCGGGAGCUGUUUCAGAGAUGAUGGAACGCUAAGGGGCCAUAAACGCAUCCACACAGGAGAGAAGCCUUAUGAAUGCAACGGCUGUGGGAAGAGGUUCAGCCUCAAACACCAGCUAGAGACACACUACCGUGUACAUACAGGUGAGAAGCCAUUCGAGUGUAAGCUGUGUCACCAGCGGUCCAGAGACUACUCGGCUAUGAUUAAGCACCUGCGCACUCACAACGGAGCGUCUCCGUACCAGUGCACCAUCUGCCAGGACUUCUGCCCAAGCCUGGCCGCCAUGCAGAAGCACAUGAAGGGCCACAAACCAGAGGAGGUGCCGGCGGACUGGAGGAUAGAAAAGACUUACCUGUACGUCUGUUACGUCUGAGCAGGACUUGGACCUCAUGCACACA